Messenger RNA from Magnolia sinica, 1904 nucleotides. RefSeq lists its product as uncharacterized. Lineage: Eukaryota; Viridiplantae; Streptophyta; Magnoliopsida; Magnoliales; Magnoliaceae. The record is from RefSeq and is a predicted model, not a curated record. Gene Ontology annotation, molecular function: zinc ion binding. Bases 307 to 1800 code for a protein of 497 amino acids. The transcript is spliced from 16 exons. Gene Ontology annotation, cellular component: nucleus; cytoplasm.
UCGCAGAGGAGUCCGGUCCGUACGCGCUGGAAGUCUCUACCGAAUCUAUCUCUCCUACCCCGCUCCGAUUCGCGUCGUCUGGUCUCUUCUCGAACAACCUAAAGAAGAACUGGAGAAAAAGAGAAAAGACUACUCUCCUUCUCAAUCUCUCUCUGAAAUUUCACCUUCAAACCCUAACUAGCAGGCCAACCCCACUCUAUAUGCACACAAAAACCAGCAUCCUGAAAAUACUCUUCUCAUUUUCUUCCUUAUUUCAAACAGUAUAUAAGAAUCCUCGCGUCUGAUAAUCUCUAGGGUCCGAAGAAAAUGGAAAAGGACAACGCAAUUGCCGACGUAAGAUCCGUCGUCGAAGCAGUUUCAGCAGAUGAUGACGCUUCGGCACCGCUCCACCAGAUAGAAAGCCUCUGCAUGCGCUGCGGAGAGAACGGAAUUACCAGGCUUCUGUUAACUCGCAUUCCGCAUUUUAGGGAGGUUGUAUUAAUGGCCUUCGAAUGCCGACACUGUAAUGAAAGGAACAAUGAGGUUCAAUUUGCUGGAGAGCUCCAACCUCGAGGGUGUUGCUACCGUUUGGAAGUUCCAUCGGGUGAUUACAAGAUACUUAAUCGGCAAGUGGUGAAAUCUGAUUCGGCUACCAUCAAGAUCCCAGAGCUUGAGUUCGAGAUUCCUCCAGAAGCUCAACGCGGGACAUUGUCUACAGUUGAAGGGAUAUUAUUGCGUGCUAUGGAUGAAUUGAUGGCCCUUCAAGAGGAACGCAAGAAAGUGGAUCCAGAGACAGCUGAAGCUUUAGAUCAGUUUUUGAUGAAAUUGAAGUCCUUUGCAGGAGGAGAUGUACCUUUCACCUUCAUUCUUGAUGAUCCAGCUGGCAACAGCUUCAUUGAGAAUCCGUUUGCCCCAUCUAUGGAUCCAUCAUUGACCAUUAGGUUUUAUGACCGGACACCUGAGCAACAAGCAUCUCUGGGAUUCCUUGUUGAUACAUCAUCAGGUGGGGGAGAACUUGAAACACAAAUUGGUAAUGAGACUGUAGGCGACAAACAGAAACAUGUACACAAUGGAUUGAGUAGAGAACCACAUGGGUCAAUCAGAGCUGUUGCUGGUCAUCGAGCGAUUGCUCAGGGUAAUAGUGAGGAAGUUGCUGCAGCCUUGUUUAAAUAUUCUGCACCAGAAGAAGUGAUGACUUUCCCAUCAACUUGUGGAGCUUGUGGCAGUAGAUGCGAAACUCGAAUGUUUGUUACCAACAUUCCAUAUUUUCAAGAAGUAAUUGUGAUGGCAUCUUCAUGUGAUGCUUGUGGCUAUCGUAGCUCUGAGUUGAAGCCAGGUGGGCAAAUUCCUACGAAAGGAAAGAGGAUCACAAUCCGUGUGCAGAACAUGGAUGACCUUAGCCGGGAUGUGAUAAAGUCAGAUACUGCAAGUGUGAAAGUUCCAGAGCUUGAUUUGGAGCUUACAAGUGGCACAUUAGGUGGUGUUGUUACAACUGUGGAAGGUUUGAUCACUAAAAUAAGUGAAAAUCUUGAGAGAGUACAUGGUUUUACUUUCGGCGAUAGUCUUGAUGAUUGGAAAAGUAACAAAUGGCAAGAUUUCAAAUCAAGGCUAAUAAAGCUUCUGAAAGUGGAGGAUCCAUGGACUUUGAUUAUCGAUGAUGCCUUGGCAAAUUCUUUUGUUGCCCCAAAUACUGAUGCCAUUGAAGAUGACCAACAGCUCAUCUUUGAGGAAUAUGAGAGGUCUUGGGAGCAAAAUGAGGAGUUGGGACUGAACGACAUCGAUACAUCUUCCGCUGAUGUUGCUUACAACUCUGCUACAUGAAACAAGUGGUCCAAUUCCAUGUAUGCUUUUUAUUGAAUCCCUUAAGACCCACCAUUACCGAUGUAUACCAAGCUAAUCAUUUGUUUAUUGUAGCUUAAAUUUUC